UCUGGGGUGUUUACGUCCGGCGCCGUGCGCUGUUGUUCUCGGGGUUUCUCGUCGGAUUUUGGGUAGGGACAAGAUAUGUCGUCGGCGACCUCGUCGGAGCUCUCGGAUCCCGGCAGGCUCGCCGGGGGCCGGAACCCUUCCCCGUCGCCGGAGAAGCCCGCCCCCGCCGCCGCCGCCAUCAACUUCUCCCAGACGUGCAGCUUGCUCAGCCAGUACCUGAAGGAGAAGGGCACUCUCGGCGAUCUCACCCUCGGCGCGCCCGAGAUGUUCCGUCGGGCUGCCGCGGCGAACCCGAUGAGUUUCGCGGCGCCUCGGCCGGUGAAGUCCAUGGAUCUGUUCCCUCAGCAAGCCGGGUUCGGCUCCGCCAAGGGAGAUGCCGCCGCGAAAGUUGCUGCUGCUGCUGCUGAUUCGAUCGGGGCCAAAUCUGCUACUAAGGAGCCAGAAACUGCACAGAUGACCAUUUUCUAUGCUGGACAAGUCAUCGUGUUCAAUGAUUUCCCGGCCGAUAAGGCGAAAGAGGUCAUGCUCAUGGCAAGCAAGGGAAGCCCGCACAAUUACACCCCGCCGGGCACUCCCACUCUGUCCCCCGCGAAGAAUGCCUAUGCCCCUGAAACAGUAAAGAGUCGGGUCGAUCCGGGCCCGAGCCGUGGUCUCCCCCCACAUCAUCCGGUUAAUAACAUGAUCCAAGUGUGCAUCCCCGGCCUCCCUGAGCCAACAGGUUCGGAUCUGCCUAUCGCCCGGAGAAACUCGCUCCACCGCUUCCUGGAGAAGAGAAAAGAUAGGAUUACAGCAAGAGCACCGUACCCAAUAGCCGGCUCAGCUGCAACCCCUUCCAAGCCUGCUGAGAGCAAGUCAUGGCUCACUUUAGCUGCUCAAUCGCAGUAGUUUUGAGCAUUUUCUUUUUAUUAUUAUUAUUAGUUAUUAAUCUUAGCAAUUAUUAAGUUUUGUUAAUGAUGAUUUCCUUAGCUCCAGACUCCAGCGCCCUUCUUGUUCUUUCAGCUUUGGCUCCACUGACCAUUGAGCCAGGCAAAGCUGAUUAGGCCUAACUGUCCAUUAAAUUCUACCAUUAUUUUGUAUUUAACUGCAGCAUCCCUCUUUCAAUUACUACAAUUAUUAUUAAAGCUA
Molecule: messenger RNA, 1125 nt
Organism: Syzygium oleosum
Lineage: Eukaryota; Viridiplantae; Streptophyta; Magnoliopsida; Myrtales; Myrtaceae
Product: protein TIFY 10a-like
Exons: 5
Coding region: 76-885 (269 amino acids)
Biological process (GO): regulation of defense response; regulation of jasmonic acid mediated signaling pathway; response to wounding
Cellular component (GO): nucleus
Source: RefSeq, a predicted model, not a curated record